This is a messenger RNA of Vidua macroura (Pin-tailed whydah), 1017 nucleotides long. RefSeq names its product synapsin-1-like. The transcript is spliced from 2 exons. Bases 1 to 1017 code for a protein of 338 amino acids. The record is from RefSeq and is a predicted model, not a curated record. Lineage: Eukaryota; Metazoa; Chordata; Aves; Passeriformes; Viduidae.
AUGGCGACGGGAGGGGCCGGGCCGCCCCCGCCCGCGGCACGGCGGGAGCGCCCUCGCGGCGGGGAGACGGAGCCCGGGCAGCGGACCCGGACCACCUCUGGGACUCUCCACCACCCCAUGAAGCCUCUCUGCUUCCCCACGAGACCCUACCGGCACCUGACCGGUCUUUCCUACACCCCACAAGGUCUCUCCAUCGCCCUACAAAGCCCCAGAGCUGUCCCACAAGGUCUGUUUAGCACCCCCCGAGGCCCCACCAUAAACCCACAAGGUCACUCCACCACCCCUUCAGCACAGGCUCCCCCUGGCACCCCGGCUGUGCUUUACCCUACAGCCCCUGCCCCUGCCCCACACGGUCACCAUGGCUCCCAUAGAAGAACUUGGGGGGUGACACCACGGACCAAGGCCUCUGCCCAGGCUGAGGAGGCAAUGCCAACCCCUCUGGUGUGUCAGGGACUGUGGGUCUGGGGGCCUCCAGAGGUAACCACCAGCCAGCUCUGGGAGUUUGGGAUCACUAACUUUACCUUUCACUUCAGAGGUGAGUGCCAGGGUUCUGGCCUGGCACUCACCCAGGGUGAGUGCCUGGGGCAGAGGCCCCAGGUGUAUCACAGCCCCUGGCCACUUUGCAUAGGCCCAGCUGGUCAGACACAUGAAGGACCCCACUUUAUUAUGCUCCCCAACCAACCCUGUGGCCCCUCCAUCGGGGGCUCCACAGGAGCUGCCCUUUCACAGCCCAGCCAGAGGCGGGGUGGCAAGGACAACCUGGAGGGGACAGUCCAGAGUGGGAAGGGCAAGUGUGGAGGCUCACCUGAUGCCAGAGUUCAGGCAGAUCUCACCAAGUGUUUUCCCUCUCUCUGGUUUGUCCUGGUAGAGUUCAGACAUGGCCAGAGAGCCUGGGAGCUACAUGGAGGAGGUGGCACCAGGAGGACUCUCCUGAUCACACAUUCUUCCUGCUCCUCAUACAAUAUGAGAGCAGGUUCCAAAGUGCAGAAGGUCAAAGCUGACAGUGCCUGGCUGUGA